GGAGCUGUUCAUGAAUUUCGCAUCCCACUUCCGAUGGUGACAAUUAUUCAGAGUGGCAAGCAUGGCCUUGGGAAAUCUAACUGCAUCAAGGAGUACAUGGUUGUCCCAGGAAUUGGCAUGACUAUAGACAAGGCUAUUCAACACAUUCAGCAUAUCAACAGUUAUGUGGCAAAAUCAUUUGUAUCCAAAAUGGGAGUGUCUGCCAAGUUUGUGAAUGAGUCUGGUACUUUGUGCCCAACGCUGGACACACCCACACAGGCCCUUGACCUACUGCAGGAAGCCAUCAACGCUCAGGGACUGACCAUCGGGGAAGACAUGUAUCUGGCUGUUAAUGCUGCUGCUCAUGAGUUCUUUGACUUUGAAAAGGGCAAAUAUGAAAUAGUAGCUGGUCAGCUUAAGACGAAUGACGACAUGGUGGAAUUCUGGGCUGAUAUGAUAGCCAAAUACCCCUCCAUUGUGGCUGUCAUUGAUCCAUUGAGGGGACAGGAUUCAGAAGCUUGGAUGAAGCUGUGUGAGCGUGUCAGUGAAGUGACAUACAUUGUGGGUGACCAUUUCUAUGUCAGACCAGGUCUUUUGAAUCAAACUGAAAUCCCUUCUCCAGUGCGCACAAGUGGGAUUGUCAUGUACCUGGAAAAAAUAACGAGCGUGUCAGACAUCUACACUUGUGCCAACAAACUUCGUG
Messenger RNA from Aplysia californica (California sea hare), 682 nucleotides. Its product is annotated as enolase 4. The record is from RefSeq and is a predicted model, not a curated record. Gene Ontology annotation, cellular component: phosphopyruvate hydratase complex. Gene Ontology annotation, biological process: glycolytic process. Gene Ontology annotation, molecular function: magnesium ion binding; phosphopyruvate hydratase activity. Lineage: Eukaryota; Metazoa; Mollusca; Gastropoda; Aplysiida; Aplysiidae.